Messenger RNA from Dunckerocampus dactyliophorus (ringed pipefish), 4164 nucleotides. RefSeq names its product kazrin, periplakin interacting protein b (gene kaznb). The transcript has 12 exons. The coding region runs from base 53 to 1849 and encodes 598 amino acids. Lineage: Eukaryota; Metazoa; Chordata; Actinopteri; Syngnathiformes; Syngnathidae. The record is from RefSeq and is a predicted model, not a curated record. Gene Ontology annotation, molecular function: protein binding.
AUGUUUUGUUACUGUCCUAUAGAAAAAUAAGAAAUGUGCUCUGGAUCCAAGAAUGGAACAAAGGAUUAACUGCAGACAAAGGCCUGUGAUUGGUUGGCGACCCGUCCAGGGUGUAUCCCGCCUCUCGCCUGAUGUCAGCUGGGAUAGGCUCCAGCAUACCCCCGCGACCCUAAUGAGAAGCGGCAUAGAAAAUGGAUGGAUGGAUGGAUGGAAGGUCUACAAAGAGUACAGUAGUCCGUCAUGGCUUCUUCGGGCUGGAUCUGCUCUACAGGAGGGAGCUAUGAUGGAGGACACGCUCACCUGCAGCCAGGCGACCACCUUCUCUCAGGUGUUUGGGCGGCAGGGACAGCUGAUGCAAGCGACCGUCCAGUCUCUCAACAGUCUCAACGACCAGAUAGCUCAGUUCAUGGUGACCCGGCCGUGGGACCUUGACCACCAGGACCAGGACUUCAUGCCGGGGAAGACAGGUGACACCUUGACCAAGUCCAUGACCCUCAUGAGACACCUGCUCAUGGACGCACAGGGGAAGAUCCUCAAAAUGAUGGAGGACAAUAAGCAGCUGGCCCAGAGGAUCGACGGGGCCAUCCGCGCAGCCAGCCAGGAAGUCAGCAACCUGCGCUCUGAGCUGACCGCCACCAACUGCAGACUGGCGGGCCUGGGGGGUGCCGGCGGCCCCCCUACCUUGGAGAACCACAGGCAGCGCAACCACCUCCACCACCACCACGCCGACAGCCUCCGCUACCGGGAUCCCUCAGUGCAUCACAGACAGAAGACGGUGAUGACGGACAUGUGCUACCCUGCAGAGAUAUCCAGCUUGAUGGACUUCGGCUCUCCUGACUGCUCGCUGGGCAAAGUGUUGUUGCACGAGGAGGUGGCCCAGCUUCAGGAGGAGGUCCAGCUGUUGAGGCAAAUGAAGGAGAUGCUGGGUAAAGACCUGCAGGAUGAGUCCCAGGGAGGAGAAGGCACUACCGCCGGCCUGCUCUCUGCCGCCGAGCUCCGGGUGCAACUUGGCGACAAGGAGCAGGAGCUGGACCGUGCCAAGGAGGCCUUACAAGCAAUGAAAGCUGACCGCAAGCGUCUAAAAGGGGAGAAGGGCGACCUGGUGAGUCAGAUGCAGCAGCUGUACACCACACUGGAGACCAGAGAGGAUCAGCUCAGAGAAUUCAUACGCAACUACGACCAGCAUCGAAAGGAGAGCGAGGACGCAGUGAAGGUCCUGGCCAAGGAGAAGGACGUGCUGGAGAGGGAGAAGUGGGACCUGAGGAGGCAGACCAAAGAGGCCACAGAGCAGGCCAACGUCCUGCGCGCUCAGCUGGACAUGAAGGAGAACAGGAUCAAGGAGCUGGAGGCCGAGCUCACCAUGGCCAAGCAGUCUCUGGCCACUCUGACUAAAGACGUACCGAAGCGCCACUCCUUAGCCUCCACCACUGAGCCUGUGGUGAACGGCAGUCAGGAGUGGGUGAUGCAAGCCGACCUGCCGCUGACUGCCGCCAUCCGGCAGAGCCAGCAAACGCUCUACCACGGUCACACGGCGGACAGACAAGCUGUGGUCAGGAUCAGCCCCUGCCACUCACGGCAGCCGUCCGUCAUCUCGGACGCCUCAGCCGCAGACGGGGACCGCUCGUCCACGCCUAGCGACAUCAACUCCCCUCGCCACCGGACUCACUCUCUCUGCAAUUCGAUGGAGGACUUGGAGGACCAAAAGCGUAAGAAGAAGAAGGAGAAGAUGACUUUGGGCUCCCUGUCACGCGUGUUUGCCCGCGGAAAGCAACGCAAGUCACUGGACCCUGGCCUGUUUGAUGGUACUGCCACACCCGAUUAUUACAUAGAGGAGGAUGCCGACUGGUGAUGCUGAGUGUGUGUCGGUGUGUGCGCGUGUGCGUGUGUGUGUGUGUGUGUUUGAGUGUGUGCACCAUAGCCUAAAAGAGACUGCUCCUCCAUGAAAUGUAUAGUAUAUUAUCCUCAAAUUGUAUGUAUGUAAAUUAUAUAUAUAUAUUUAUAGAUGUAUAUGUAUGCAUAUGUAUAUAUGUUUACAUGCAUAUAAAUAUAUACAUGGGGUUAUUAUCACUCAAUGUGUACACAUGCUGUAUUAUCUUCAAAUUGUCUUUAUGUUUUGUUCUUUUACAACUUGAGACUUGAAGGACUGCUGUUUAUGUAUAAAUAGGAGUGUUUUUACUGUUAUGUUUAUUUUUACAUUUAUCACGCUUUCUGUCCGACACAGCCCAUUCCACAUGCCCUCGCUGGCUUUAAGCUGUUUUGUUGUUUUUUUUAGUUCUUUUGGACACAUCACAAUUUUUUUAAUAUAAAAAGAUGCAAACUUGUCAUUUGGAUUUCCUAAAGUGACGUAAAGAAAUAGGAGUUGUACGUGCUGAUAAAUAUUAAGUUAUGUCAUAUCACACUGUGGGCUGCAAGCAUUGAUAACAGAAAAUAACCGUGACUAAGCUGAAAAAUGCACAUUUAGGCAUAAAAGCUCACUCUAUAGAAAUAUUGUAUUUCCUCAAAAUGCAGCCAACGCACUACUAUGAAAAAAUAAAUGCCUCACCUCAAUUAAAGCCCUCCUUUACCACCACAUCGUUCUACUGGCUAGCGGUAACCUUUUAGGUGAUUAUACCCAGCUAUUUUUAUUAGUGCAGUUGAUUGAGUUGUUUUCAAGUUGGCUUUUUUUAUUUAAAAAAAUAAUUACAAUAACUAAUUAAAUCGAGUGAUAUGGUUAAAUUUGAACAACACACUAGUUUAAUAACAAACACAAUGCAAUAUGGAUUAAAAUAGCUAGUCAAAAAGCAUGCAUCUCCUAACUGUCUCUAUUUUAAGGUUUUUAUCUUAUUUUUAUCUUUUAUUAAGUCAAUAAAUAAAUUGGGAGAUACAUGCUUUCUAUUGGACAGUUAUGUAUAUUAGUAUAUACACCAUGUCCCCAACUAACGAACACAAUUGGUUCCAGACGACCGUUCUUAUGUCGAAUUGUUCUUAAGUCGGGGAAAAGGUAAUAUUACCAAUGAUAUAGGUAGUACAUGUACGUGUAUACAUAUACAGUAUAUGUGUAUGUAUGUAAAUAUGAGUUUGGAUGCAGUAGUAAUAUUAAACAAGGAUAAUUAUUGAAAAAAACAAUAAUAAAAGUGAUAUAAUACGUAAUGAUAAAUGUUAUUUACCUUUGAAGAGAAGUGGUCGAGCAUAUGUCGUUGUGGUGGAGUUGGAGGAGGAGACAUUGGAAAAAAAAGGACAAAUUGUUGUCGUCGUUAGACUCUUCUAAAAGAGGUAGUGUUCUAUGGGUGGUGUAGAAUUAAGCAGGCCUAUUAACUCUUCAUAAACUUUAAUCACAUGCUCUGUCCGGGUUGUACAAUUUAGCUUUCCAUUUAGCUUUACACUGUAUCUCCCCAGCGUCUAACUCUUCCUCUGUUGGUCCCAUUAGCUCUAAGGCUGCAUUAGCAGUGUCACAGUGCCCUCUACUGGUCAAGCAUGUACGGUAGCAGUAUAAAUACUGAUUGAGCGACUACAAGGCAAAACAAAAUAAAAUAUAGAUCAGUCGGCUUGUGUUUGUAUCCACGAGUGUUCACUAGUCGGGUGUUCGUACGUUGGGGACCUAGUGUAUAUAUAUAUAUAUAUAUAUAUAUAUAUUUAUAUAUAAAUACAGUAAUAACCCUAAACCUUUUGAAGACUACAUAUUUAUCUAAAUUCAGAAUACAAUAUAAAAUAUUAUUAUAAAUCUGCUUUGGUUUCAAUUAAAGUCACCUCUCUAAUAAAAAAGUUAUUUUGUUUCUAUUUUUGGUAAGAGACUCCAAGUUUCCUUGUAUGAAAUGAAAAUAGAGGCAUUGAUUUUGUCUUUUAUACCACACCUCUAAUAAAGGCGUGAUACUUUCUGAAGUUAAUACAGUAGACACCCCCUAGCAGCUAUUUGAGGAAAUACAAUAUGAGUCUUUUAGCACUAGCCUGGUAGCAUUGCUUACUUGACUGAGCUGAAUGAAUGUGUGAGAAGCAUCUGCACGACUUCCUUUGUGUUGCAUUAUGUUUGUUUGUUUUUAUCAGUCAUUCAUUCAUUGCCAAGUCAUCCCUCCCUUUCUGAUCUCCAACUUGCAUUGUCAAUGCAAGGUCUCCUCAUUUUGUUUUUGUUGCUUUGUGUAAAACGCUCUAAUAAUUCAAUGCCUAAGGUUGAAUAAAAGAUUAAAUCUA